Molecule: messenger RNA, 1206 nt
Organism: Bathycoccus prasinos
Lineage: Eukaryota; Viridiplantae; Chlorophyta; Mamiellophyceae; Mamiellales; Bathycoccaceae
Exons: 1
Coding region: 1-1206 (401 amino acids)
Source: RefSeq, a predicted model, not a curated record
AUGUCUUCGUUUCCCAAUGCGAAGAAGCUGCUUCGCGUUGGAAACGACGAAGAACAGCAUCAUCAUCAUCAUCGCGCGAGAGAGGAAGAGAAGAGAAGAAGACAAAGAACGGGUGAUGAUACUACGACUACUGUUGCGAAUAACGAUGAUGCCGAAAAGUCUGUGAUGAAAAUGAUUAAGAAAGCGCUGGUGCUGAUUUCGGAGAAGAUGUGUGAUGACACCAAAGGAGGAGAAAGCGACGCCGUCGCGCGAUUGGGAGCGUACCUCUCCGAAGGAAAGAAUUCGAACGUCGCGAUGAAAGACGGAAGCAAAGUUCAAUUUUUGCUCUCGAAGAUGCAACCUACGCGCGAAAGACGAUGGAUUCCGUCGGCGAAGAAUUUGUUGCGAUUGAAAUGUUUGAACGACGAGGGAAAAGAGAUUGAAAAAGAGAGCGAUACAGAGGAUACGAUUUUGUAUUUGGAGUGGAAGAGCGCGUUUUACGAGCAGUUAUGGAUGGAAGAGAGGACGUUGAGAGAGAAAAUGUCUUCGUCUUCGUCUUCGUCUUCGAAAUCGUCGUCGUCCUUCGUCGUUGGCGGGUCGAAGAGGAGCGACGAUAAAAGCUUGUCGAGUCCUGAUGGACCUUUGCUGAGAGAAGGGUACGCGAGGACGCCGAGUACGGCCGGGAAGACGAGCGAAAAGACGAUGAAUUCACUCGAUGGUGAGUUUGAGGAGUGCGAUUACAGAGAGUGGAAUCGUAUCACGAGGUCACCGGUUUUAAAAAAUACUCGCGCGUGCGCCGCCGCGCACUCGAAUCGAAGCAGCGUGGACGACGGUAACUUGGUCUUGCCCAUUUCCAAUUUGCUAGAGACGCUCGUGUUAGAAGAAAAAGAGGAAGGAGAGGAAGAAGAAGAGGGAUUGAGAGAAGAAGGCGUGAUAACGCCGCGUCCGACGAAUGACAAGAACAACCUCGGCGACGAGGACGACGACAAAAAUUUUCAGUUUACGUUUCGCACGCCGGAACAAUCGAAUAAAAAUAAAAAGGAUCCGCAACAUUUGACCCCACCGGGAGCACCAUUGCGCGUUAGAAAUAGUUUUAGGCGAGUUGAAGAAGAAGGAGGAGGAGGAGGAGGAGGAGUUGGAAGAGCUCAAUUCGGUACUUGGAACGCUGACUUUUGUACCAACUUCGAAUGCGGCGAAGAACAGGCGCCGAGGAGAUCUUUGUUUUAA